Messenger RNA from Oncorhynchus masou masou (cherry salmon), 1043 nucleotides. It is a transcript of the gene thyn1, whose product is annotated as thymocyte nuclear protein 1. The transcript is spliced from 8 exons. Gene Ontology annotation, cellular component: nucleus. The record is from RefSeq and is a predicted model, not a curated record. Lineage: Eukaryota; Metazoa; Chordata; Actinopteri; Salmoniformes; Salmonidae. The coding region runs from base 134 to 847 and encodes 237 amino acids.
CCAGAUUUUGAAGUCCCAUUCGUUUUCUUUGUAGCCUCGUUUGAAUGUCGCGGUUGCGCACAUUUGUACGGAAUGGGUGUUCUGAGUUUUAUGGUUCCGACCACUUCGAUUUGCAUCGUUCUAACGUACCAGCAUGGCACCUAAAAUGAGAACCCGUGGAACCACAAGAACACUACAAUCCAGCAACGAUGAAGAGACAAAAACUAAUGCCCACAGUGAGGAUUCCCCAUUGGAGGUUGGUCAGGCAGUCAGGGGGAAGAGGAAAGGUUGUGGAAAGACUGGAAAACAGGAGAGUUCAAAGGCAAAAAAAUCCCCUGUACAACCACAGUAUUGUCACUGGCUGAUGAAGUCAGAGCCAGAGAGCCGCUUGGAAAAUGGCAUAGAUGUCAAGUUUGGGAUCGAGGAUCUGAAGACUCUUCCCAACCAAACUGGGUGUUGGGAUGGUGUUCGGAACUACCAAGCCCGUAACUUCAUGCGAGACAUGAAAGAGGGGCAGCAUGCAUUCUUCUACCACAGCAACUGCAAGGAGCCUGGAAUAGCUGGAGUUAUGAAGAUUGUAAAGGAGUCCUAUGUGGACCACACUCAGUUUGACAAGAAAGAUGUCCAUUACGACGCCUCCAGCAAGGCAGACAACCCCAAAUGGAGUAUGGUUGAUGUCCAGUUUGAGAGGAUGUUGAAGCGCUUCAUUCCUCUGUCUGAGUUGAAGAAGAUCCACCUGCAGCACAAGGCCAAAGGCGGGUCCCUGAAUGGCAUGGCUCUCUUCACCAGGGCCAGGCUGUCUGUCCAGCCCCUUACCAGUGAGGAAUUUGAAUUUGUCCUGAGUUUGGAGGACAAUGACCCACUGUGAAGAUUUUGACAAGAUGACCUGGAGAGAAGUUUUCCUGUAUUGUGUAUGAUGAUGCUGCUGCUAAUAUGUUUACUGUAGGUGAGAUCUAUUGAACCAUUAUGCUUGUAUUAAAUGGAAAUUGUCUCAAGGUUUCUGUGUUUGUCAAGAGACAGCCUGGAUUUUUAUUUCUAAUAUUAAAGAGGUAUUAUUGACAGUU